Molecule: messenger RNA, 1617 nt
Organism: Orbicella faveolata
Lineage: Eukaryota; Metazoa; Cnidaria; Anthozoa; Scleractinia; Merulinidae
Source: RefSeq, a predicted model, not a curated record
CUGAACGGAGCGCGGAGUGCUUGAGGGCGUUGGAACAGGUCAAAAAUGGCGGUAAAAACUACUUUCGUUCUUCUCUUAUUGGGAAUCGCUGGAAUUUUCGAGGUUCAAGCAGCUUCCAUUGCCACCGAAAAUGAUAUGUGGAAGAACCUGCAUGAAGAGGAGGAUAAGAGGGACGUUGAAGUGGACAACAUUGAUCCUGCGGAGUAUCUACCAACAGAUGACCUGGGAUACGAGGACCUCGCUUCUGAUGUUGCCGAUGGCUUUGACUACUAUAAAGAUGCUAUGGAGAGCAGAGCAGUGGCAUGUCAGGACGUCUUCGGAGCACUGUGUAAAAAGCUUGCCGGAAGCGACAGGCAGUGCACCUCUGCACGGAAUAUUCGAUUUGCCAAAAGGUUUUGCCCAGGCAGUUGUUCACAGUUCUGUAAAUGAUCCGGUCGCAGACACACCGAGAUGUCAAACCAGCUGGAUUUAUAUUUAACCUUUAUCCUUUUGACCCCAAACCAUUUCUCGUUUGUCGAGAGUUUUUCUAUCUCAAAAAGUGGCACGUCGAAUUCUCAACUUAAUACUAGUCAAUAUAUUGUAUCAAAGUAGUUAAUACGCUAAUUCCAACUAACACCUAACCGUUUCGAAGGGACACUUCAUUUCAUUAACCAAUAGCGAAUUGUUUCUAAGCUUAUUAAAGGCGUACAAGAUAUCUCGAAACUAUUCCCUGAGCUUAUUUCCAUUGAAAACUUUGCCGCAACAACAACAACAACCAUUUAUUUGUACUCACAAUUUAUAAAAUAAUUACAAUAAACAUUAAAUUAGUAUAGAGUACUGCCUGUCCAAAAUAACCAUAAGGGCUAAAAAGAAUGAGCAGACAUUAAGUUACAUAGAUUAUUUAUACAGUUAUCUGAAGCCGUUGACAUUAGUGUUCUUGUCAUUAAGCUAUUUAGAGCUCGAUCGAUUGAAUAAUAUAGAGUAACAUAAAGUUUUUUUUUCGCGAACCAAACUAACCAAUUAACUCAAAUCUUAUGUACCUUUGCUACAUGGUCAACUUGGGGCUUAAUUCAUAGAAUAAAUUACUCGCAGCCUCUAAACGGGCCCAAGAUUUCGAGCCUUAGCCAUUUAACCAAGAAGUCUCGACAUGUUGCCCCUCAUAAGUGGAUUUUGACAGCAAUCGAUUCAAGUUGAUCAUGUUCAAGUUUACAGUUUACUUAAUAAACUUAUCAUCUUCACAAGCUCGGCUGCUUAACAUUACAAUGGAUACCUAAAUUCUAACAACGCUGAUUAACCUAAAAUACUAACCAAUAAUUACUUAAUAAACUGCAAACCGUAACUUUGCCCUCAAAUCAUCUCUAAUCGUCACCAUUUCUUAAUCUUUGCUUCACCUUUAAUGUUAAAUCCCAAAUCCUGAAACGCUUUUUAGCUCUCCACAUAAACUCUCCGAAGAGUCGCCUCCUCCAGUGCCAGUCUUUGUAAUUGUAUAGUAGAUAACUCGGUGAAGCGUCUGUUGUUAUUGGUCUAAUAUCGCCGGAAAGACCUGCCGCUUAUAUUUAUUUCGGAUUCCAAUGAAUGGUUUCUAUUGCAUGUAUCGAAUUGUCUUAGUCAGUAAGGAAAUAAAGCUGGGUCAAAUGA